This is a messenger RNA of Lathyrus sativus (Indian pea), 2262 nucleotides long. The record is from the annotation of a GenBank genome assembly. NCBI's taxonomy places the organism in Eukaryota, Viridiplantae, Streptophyta, Magnoliopsida, Fabales, Fabaceae.
AUGGCUGAUAAGAAGACAAUUGCAAUUUGUCAGUCAGGAGGAAAAUUUGAAACUGCAAAAGAUGGUACUUUGUCGUACAAAGGUGGUGAUGCUCAUGCUAUGGACAUUGAUGAUCAAAUGAAAUUUAUAGACUUUAAGGCUGAGAUAGUAGAAAUGUUUAGUUUUAAUAAUGUUGGUAGCAUAUCUAUCAAGUAUUUUCUUCCGGGUAACAAGACCACUCUCAUUUCGAUUUCGAAUGAUAAGGAUCUAAAACGAAUGGUUAAGUUUCAUUGCGAUUCGAGUACUGUCGAAAUCUAUGUCUUUAUUGAAGAGGUACUUGCCCUUGAGGUCUCGACCAUGCCUGUCAGUAGGUCAAGUAGAACAACUUUGUCUGAAACAGUGUUGCCAAUCAAUACCAUUAUGAAUCCCGAUGCUGAAUAUGCUCCACCUGUUGCUUCUCAUGAUACCUUUCAAAUUGAUACAGAUAUGGAGAUACCUCUUUUGAGUCUUUCCUCGAACGAGGAGAAGCUGGCUAAAGGGGCACAGCAGUGGCAGAAUACUAUUACUGGUGUAGGUCAAAGAUUCAACAGCGUACAUGAGUUUCGAGAGUCGUUGCGUAAAUAUGCCAUUGCUCAUCAAUUUGCAUUCAAAUAUAAAAAAAAUGAUAGUCAUCGUGUGACUGUUAAAUGCAAAGCAGAAGGCUGCCCUUGGAGAAUUCAUGCAUCAAGGCUGUCGAGUACUCAAUUGAUAUGCAUAAAAAAAAUGAAUUCGGAACAUACUUGUGAAGGGGCUGCUGGUACUACAGGGCAUCAAGCAACUAGGAAUUGGGUGGCAAGUAUUAUAAAGGAAAAGUUGAAAACUUGUCCGGACUACAAGCCCAAGGACAUUGUCAAUGACAUCAAGCAGGAAUAUGGAAUUCAACUUAACUACUUCCAGGCAUGGCGCGGGAAAGAGAUUGCGAAGGAGCAGCUUCAGGGUUCUUAUAAAGAGGCGUAUAGUCAGUUACCUUUCUUUUGUGAAAAGUUAAUGGAGGCUAAUCCUGGCAGUCUAGCUAUGUACACUACUAAGGAAGACUCAAGCUUUGAUCGUCUCUUUGUAUCAUUUCUGGCUUCGUUGAAUGGCUUUCAACAAGGUUGCCGACCACUGAUUUUCCUUGAUAGCAUUCCAUUGAAGUCAAAAUACCAAGGGGCAUUGCUAGCAGCAACAGCUGCUGAUGCAGACGAUGGUGUAUUCCCUGUUGCCUUUGCUAUUGUUGACGCCGAAUCUGAUGAUAGUUGGCAUUGGUUUUUGCUUCAACUCAAAUCAAAGUUGUCAACAUCUGUUCCCUUAACAUUUGUAGCAGACAGAGAAAAUGGGCUGAAAAAUUCGAUUGCUGAGAUAUUUGAAGGUUCAUUUCAUUCAUAUUGCCUGCGAUACUUAACUGAGCAACUUUUUAGAGACUUGAAAGAGCAGUAUUCUCAUGAGGUAAAGCGACUCAUGAUUGAGGAUUUAUAUGCUGCUGCUUAUGCAACCAAACCAGAAGGCUUUUAUAACGGCAUGGAGAGCAUCAAAAGGAUUUCUAUUGAAGCUUACGAUUGGAUAAUGCAAAAUGAUCCGGUGAACUGGGCGAAUGCAUUUUUUCAGGGUACUAGGUAUAAUCACAUGACUUCUAACUUUGGGGAGUUGUUCUACUGUUGGGCUUCAAAUGCAGAUGAUCUACCGAUAACACAAAUGGUGGAUGUUAUUAGGGGUAAGAUUACGGAAUUGAUUAUUACUCGAAAGGCGGAAUCUGAUGAAUGGUCGACUAGGCUGAGUCCAUCCAUGGAGGAGAAGCUUAAAAUGGAAAUUCAAAGAAGUCAUUCACUUCAAGUUAUAUUAUCGGCUGGCAGUACAUACGAAGUUUGUGGUGACUCAACUGAGUUAGUCAAUAUUGACAGGUGGGAAUGUAGUUGCAAAACGUGGCAGCUGAGUGGGGUACCAUGCUGCCAUGCCAUUGCUGUCAUUGUUGCAAUAGGUCAUUGUGUUUACGAUUUUUGCUCUAGAUACUGUACAACUGAAUGCUACAGAUUGACUUACUCCGAGUGUAUAAAUCCGAUUGUGAAUAUGAAUGUACCGGCUGCAAUUAUUGAGCCUUUGGUAACAGUAACACCUCCUCCCACACGACGACCACCAGGUCGACCGGCUACAAAACGAUAUGGAUCUCAAGACAUAGUUAAGCGUGAUCUACAUUGCAGCCGAUGCAAGGGACUCGGGCACAACAAGUCUACUUGCAAGGAGGAGCUAUUAUAUCUCAAUAAUUCUUGA